Messenger RNA from Chara braunii, 4519 nucleotides. NCBI's taxonomy places the organism in Eukaryota, Viridiplantae, Streptophyta, Charophyceae, Charales, Characeae. The record is from the annotation of a GenBank genome assembly.
AGGACGGAUGAAAUAGACCGGUCAAGGUGUAAUACGGAAUAAAGGGAUGUGUUUGUUUUUCUCUUAUCAGCGAGCUUGAAGAGAAAGGUCUGUCAAGAUGUCGCAAGGAGGCGACGCAUCGGGUGGUCCCAAGAAGGGUCUGACGCUCGAUGACCUUAUUGCGGCCAUUGACCGACAUGGAAGGAACCCGAGCAAUAUCCCUAAAGUCGAUACCUUCCACUUUUGUGGGGAAAGAGUCUCGGAAUGGCUGGAACGGGUGGAACAAGCUUUGGUUGGGUGGUUGGACGUGGUAAAAUUUCAACGCAUUCUUCAGUAUGUCCUCCACAUCUACCACCAGGAAGUGAAGAAAGUCAUAGAUGCGGCCCAAGGUAGCUGGGAGAGGUUCAAGGAGGGGAUGCAGAGGAAAUGCCGCCUGGGAGACGGGCUAUUGACUACCGCGGACUUUGAGGCAAUGAAUAAAGAAGAUUUUACGACGAUAGGGGUCUUUGUUCAAGAAUUUAAGAAGAGGGCGCGGAUUUCGGAGGAAGCACAGUGCGUCAUUUUCCUAGGGCUACUCACGGCAUCGGAGGCCGUCGAGUUGACGAGACAUGGAGGGGGUAGCACCAAGCUCACCUGGGCCACCAUUGACAGAGGGGUGGAAGUUGGGUGUUUGGACCAGGUGGAGCAACGUCAGGUACGCCUGCAAAGGCAGAAGARAAAGGAAAGAGAUGCGACCGCCUCUGGGACCCCGGGGGUAACAAGGAUUGUUACAGACGUAUUGGCACAGCUGGGGUAUGCGACAGAGUCGGUGGUGCAAAGGCGGGUAGUGACGGUUGUCCGAGUGAAAGGAAAGGAGCCGGUGAUAGAGGAGGCUAUUCAAGAAGAACUCUGGGAAGAGGAAGAGCCGGUGCCGCAGCACCUGACAAAGGCCCAGCGCAAAGUGCGUAACUUGGCGCAGGGCGGUCGGGGAUCAGGAAAAGUGCAAGAGCCCCAGGCAUUGACAACAACCCCUUCAAAUGUAGCGGCUCCGUCAUCUAGUACGGGUCCCUCGCAAGGAGGGGCGCCGUCCUACGGACAGUGGCCCUGGCCGGUGAUCAAUGCAAUCGUACCAUGGGGUAGCCCGCCACCAGUAGCCGGACCGCAAACAAACGAGAGGAGCGGGCUGAUUUCCUCCACUAUGGAUGGGAACAUCUACGAUCAGUUUGGGGAAGACAUUGACAGAAGGCUUGGACAAGUGAGGGCGAAAGCCCAACGAAGGGCGGCAGCUGGGCCGCCACCCCCUGCCAUGUUCAGGCUAUGGCAGGAGAAGAAAGGACCAUCGGUGGAGAUAGAGGAAUUCAAGUUAUGGCAGGAAAAGGGGGAACCACCGAUUGGGGUGGAGGAAGUGGGAAGCGAUGAGGAAAUGACUCAAGGGCCACGAGGAGGAAGUAAGGGGGAAGAGCCCAUAAUCAUUGAGUCAGAUGACGAGAAUGAGGAAGAAAAGAUGGAACCUUCGUCUGUCUUGUUGAGGAAAAUGGAGGACCUGCUGGAUAAGAUAGGGAGGUACCAACAGAAGUUGGUGGGCCUCUGUGAGGAAGUGAGGAAAUGGAAGUCUAACAUCCCCAAGGUGUUCCUCUACGACUCUGGUCCGGAGUCAGCGCCUGGGCGACCCAGAGUAAAUGUGGUGGCGUCGUGCCCACAAUCAGGAAUGAUGGGGAGACCCCUCACUCCGCAGGCCUGGCUUACACAGGCAGCACGAACGAGAAAUCAAGCCAAAGUCAGCGCCAGCCAAGAACCUCCAAGGAGGGAGCCGGAGCCAGGAAAAAGAAAAGAGAUCGUGGAAGUGGAGGAUGACGACAAUGAGGAGGAAGAGGACGAGAGUCUGCACAGGGAAGAGGAUCAGAGAGUGGAGCAACGGGAACGGAAAAAGGGAGAUAGGGGAGAGGUCGAGCCGGUCGUGCGCGACGGACCGCCCAAAAGGAAGAAGUAUGCGGUUCGGUUGGAGGAGGGGUUUGACGUGGAGAAAGUGAUCGACCGGCUGCUAGAAGGGCAUAACGAUCUCAUGACCCUAAAGAAGAUCCUGGCGUCAGCCCCGCGGCUCCACGAUGAAUUGAAAGGGAGGUUGUCGCGACGCUUGGUGCCCAACGGUGAAGAGCAGGAAGAGGUGGUGGCCAGAAUGAAGGAGGAAUUUCGAGAAGGAGGGCUGGUGCUAGAAGCACCGGAUUAUGAUGUCACGGAAACACGACCCUUCAUUGUUGAAACAGAUGCGGGGCCGACUGCCUUAGGGGGAGUUCUAAUCCAGGCGGACAUGGAGGGAAAGGAAAGACCCCUGCGAUUUGAGAGUCGAACCCUAUGUUCGACUAAGAGGAGCCACUCUCAGUUCAAGAGGGAGACCCUUGUUGUCCUCCACUGUCUGCGAAUCUUCCGGAACUACAUCUUCGGCAGGAGGUUUAUUUUGAGAGUGGAUCCGACCGCCCUGGCCUACUCUCUAAGGAAUUACGUUCCAUCGGAUCCGACGGUUGCCAGGUGGCUGACGUAUAUCUGGAUGUUUAACUUCGAAUUGGAGCGGAUUCCUGGCUGUAAGAACCUGGCGGACGGGCUGAGUCGGAUCAACUGGGAUAAACAGGAAGGGGAGGCGGUGGAGAAUACGCCCCCAGUUGAUGGAUUUCUGGAUCAGGAAGGAGAUGUUUGUCUCCACAUCAACAAAUGGUCGCCGCGAGUACCCAGCUGUGUAGGCUAUCCUAUCUGGCAAGCGCCAAAUGGGUACGAACGGAGGGCUGAGCUAGUCCUCAAACCCUUUGAAGAAGAGGAUCCCUGGGGUGGUAAGGAUGUUCAGUGGAUGAUGGAAUUAGCGCUGGCCAGCUCGCAUAGCCUGGUAAAGGACAUGAGGACGAUUGAGGAAGGACCUGGCCAGGUAGAAAGGCAUGAGGACCUGAUGGGAGCAGGCACGUUCGAGGAGCCCAUUGCCAGGAUUCGUAGGGAGGCGACGACGAGGCAGGAAGUGGAGAYGAGGAUGGAGGAGUUGCGACCCUCGCUUGUGGGACCAGAUAGCAGGCCGAUCCGUCUGGAAAUCGAAAAUGUGGCAGACUUUAUCCCUCCCUUCGAGUGGUUCAUGCAGGGGCAGGGUAUACCGAGAGAUGAGUGGGCGAGGACGUUAGCCCUCUGGACCAGAAAGGCGAAGAGGGCACUGGCUAAGCAGGUCAGAGACAUGGCCCGGGACUGGGAGAGCUGCAAGGCACAUCUGAGAGAGGCCUUUCGACGACCAGAGCCCCCUCAGCCCAGAGUCGAGAGGCGUCAGAGGAGUCAGAGGCAGAGAGACCCUAAGCCCAGGGAGGCGAGACCAUCUCGAGGAGGACGGAAGGCCCUAGCCAGGAGAGAAGAGGAACCAGAGCCGGAGCCAGAGGCUGAGGAGCGAGGGGCAUACCCUGAUUGGAAGGAAGUGAUAGAGGUUGGAGAGGACACGCCCCCACAGACGCCAGCGGUGGGUUUGAGACUCGGGGAUUCACCAGGGAGCACUCGCCAGGCAGGGGAGAGGUUGCAGAGAGAGGAGGCCCCAUUGCCUUCAUCAGAAAAGACCCCUUUGCCAGAAGGAAGAGCAGAAAGGAGGAGAGAGAGGGCAGCUGUAAGGAAAGAGGUCUUGACCCUGAUUGACAAACAUCUAGCAGCUUAUGCCCUGGAGCACCGAGACCUGGAGGAGCCAGCACAUGCAGAGCCGCGCCAGGAGCCGUGCCAGCCCGAGAAGGAGAUGGAAGCAGAGAUCCCAAAGAGGGUGGACCUCCGCACGAGAGAAAGGGCGCCGGCUGGAGCGACGGCUGAAGAAAAGAGGGCGAGAAGAACCAGGCGGAUAGAUGAGAUAUUGCAAGAGAGGCACAGGCUGGAGGCAGCGGGGGAGCUUCAGGAGGAGCAACAGGAGAGACAGAGAUCGGAGGCAGCAGGAGCAUUCCCAGGUCAGCCACCCAGCGCGUCAGCUAGGGCUCCGGAGAUUCCAGAGAUGUGGAGGGACUUCUGGGAGCAAAGAGGAGAGGAGUUUCCCUCGCCAGUCAGAGCCGGGUUUAGGGUGGCCAGGAAGGCGGAAGAGAGGUUAGAUCGCAAAAUCAAGUUCCUGGCGAAGACAACUUUUGACCGGUACUUGUUAUUGGAGAGCGAUCUGGCAGGGAAGAAGAUGAAGGAAGCAAGCCAUGGAGUACGCCUGAAGGCUAUGGAGGUGGAAAUCCAGGAACUCAGGGCGUUGGUAGCCAGUCAGGCAGCUAUCAUUGAGAGCCUGAGGCAGCGAUGGAUAAGGCAGAGAGCAGCAGACAGGGAGAGCAGAGGCAGCCAGGACAUAGGUUGUCAGGACAACCAUUUGCAGCAGAGCCUCGCCAGGAGCCACCUAUGGGGAGAGUUAUACUGGAGCCAGAGGAGGCGAGAGCCCAGAGACAGGCGGAGAGAGAGGCGUUCGAGUUCAGAGCCCCUACCGAACUCGCGACGCUGCCAGUAGCAGCGGCGGGCCCAGUCGUACCUUUGGCAGUUGAGGAGGGGCUACCACCAUCUAGCAGUGAGUCGGCKCAGGGCUCAGCAGAGG